AUGAAGGAUCCCUCCUGUCCGUCGGGAUCCGCGGGCGCCGGCUGUAGCUGCAACGCGGCCUCCCGCCGCCGGGGGCGUUGGGGCAGGCGCGGCGGCGCGGGCCCGCUGGGCGCUCGUCUUACGGCUCCGCCCGAGGUCUGCUCGUCAGCGCAGACUGCAGCCAGCGCCGCCAGAGCCAGCUCCUGGUGGUCUCAUGUGGAGAUGGGACCCCCUGAUCCUAUUUUGGGAGUGACAGAAGCUUUCAAGCGUGACACCAAUGCUAAGAAGAUGAACCUGGGUGUUGGGGCCUACCGGGAUGAUAAUGGGAAGCCCUACGUCUUGAACUGCGUCCGCAAGGCAGAGGCCCAGAUCGCUGCUAAGAAGAUGGACAAAGAAUACUUGCCGAUUGCAGGGUUGGCAGAGUUCAAUAAGGCAUCAGCAGAGCUGGCACUGGGUGAAACCAGUGAGGUUAUCAAGAAUGGCCGGUAUGUCACUGUGCAGAGUAUUUCUGGGACUGGGUCUCUGAGAAUUGGAGCCAAUUUCCUGCAACGAUUCUUCAAGUCUAGCCGUGACGUGUACCUGCCUAAACCAUCCUGGGGCAACCACACCCCCAUUUUCAGAGAUGCAGGCUUGCAGCUGCAGGCCUAUCGCUACUAUGAUCCCAAGACCUGCGGCUUUGACUUCUCUGGAGCCUUGGAUGACAUUUCUAAAAUUCCUGAGAAGAGCAUCAUCCUCUUUCAUGCCUGUGCUCACAACCCUACGGGUGUGGACCCAAGACCAGAGCAAUGGAAAGAGCUGGCCUCUGUGGUAAAGCAAAGGAAUCUCUUUGUGUUCUUCGACAUGGCAUACCAGGGCUUCGCCAGUGGGGACAUCAACAGGGACGCCUGGGCUGUGCGUCACUUCAUUGAGCAAGGCAUUAACAUUGUGCUGUCCCAGUCCUACGCCAAGAACAUGGGCCUAUAUGGGGAACGUGUGGGUGCUUUCACCGUCAUCUGCAGUGAUGCAGAGGAAGCCAAGAGGGUGGAGUCCCAGCUGAAGAUCCUGAUCCGUCCCAUGUACUCGAACCCACCCAUCAAUGGAGCCCGGAUUGCCUCCACCAUCCUGAACAGCCCUGACCUGCGGCAAGAAUGGCUGGGAGAGGUGAAGGGGAUGGCUGACCGGAUCAUUGGCAUGCGCACCCAGCUGGUGUCCAACCUCAAGAAAGAGGGCUCCUCCUACAACUGGCAGCACAUCACUGACCAGAUUGGCAUGUUCUGCUUCACAGGGCUGAAACCCGAGCAGGUGGAGCGACUGACUAAGGAGUUCUCCAUCUACAUGACUAAAGACGGCCGCAUCUCCGUGGCGGGGGUCACAUCGGGCAACGUGGGUUACUUGGCUCAUGCUAUCUACCAAGUCACCAAGUAAAUGCAGCAGAGCAGCUGGCCUGCCCCUCAGCAGUCCCUGGCCUCUGGUUCCAGAGGAUGGAGAAAGUGAAGGGCGUUUAGGGGGGGCAAGCAGAUGGCUUUCAACCACAGCACUUAACUCAGUCAUUGAAUGUAUCUUGUAGACAAGGCAGUGGGUAGAAGCUUUGCCAUGGGUAACCAAAGCCACUUGCACUCUUCAGGCUGGCUUCCUCUCUUCCCUUCAAAAGCAUCCUAUUGUGAAUUGGCUCCUGACCCUACGCGGAAGUUUUUCAGACUUGGAGUCAGCAUCUUGGCAGGAUUUCUUCAAACAUUUACAUCAUUAGUGUUUGAGUAGCACAAGCACUGAGUGCUCACUCCCUCACCUGAGAGUGUUUCUUAAAACAGUUACUCACUUAAAACGAGCUAGAGCAGGAGUUAGGCCCCUUCCUUCCCAACUCUGCUCUUUGUGCUGACACAAGUCUAUACAGUUGUAGUUUUGUGGGGUUUUUUCUGAUCAGCUCCUCAGGACAUUCUGGUGUCUAAAUCUGAUGGUACCACUUCUCCAUUCUUGUUUGCUUCAUUGCUGCCCUUCCUACCACUUUCCGCAAAUGUCCCUGAAAUUGAGGUUCUGCUCUGAAAAGGGCUGGUCACUAGAGAAAUCUUUGAUCAAUGAAUGUAGAACCCUCAUGAUCUCUCUCUCUCUCUCUCUCUCUCUCUCUCUCUCUCUCUCUCUCUCAGUCGCUCAAAUUUGAAGCCAGACUUGCUGUUAAUGGUUGAGCCCCUAUCCUUUCUCUGUCAAGAUACAGUAACUUGAAGAUCCCUUUUCAGUGAAACAUUACAGUAUGUGCAAUUCUUUAUAAUUGAGUUCUGGUUCUAUCGUCCCUCAUUACACAGGUAAAGACGGCAGUGUCAGCUGUGUGUCCAGACACCCCAGAAACUGUUUUGAUCUUGUGACUGCCUGUUGAUUUGAGCCACAGCUGCCUGUCUAAAAUUCCCACCCACUAAACAAGUAACUGGACCUGUUUGAAAGGAGAGAGCUUUAAGGCCCAGCAGUUCCUUAUGACUGGGAACUGUUUCCAUUGAGGGGGAGCAGGGGCAGGAUGGAGAUCUUCACUGCAGAAGGCAAAGUGAUAAGCAUGCGCCUGAUGCUGCUGCUGCCGCCUCUUCAUAAGUAUUCUCUUUUCCUCCCCUCAAGUCAAAGGGACUUUUGCUGCCACCUUUUCCUUUUUUUGCCUCUUACACAGCAUUUUAAUCGCAGGCAGUUUUGGAUUCUGAAAUUCCUGUUGCUAGCAAACUUCCCUGAAGAUCUACUAGCCUGUCUGCCCUCAACUGCCACCAUGAUCUGGAGAAAAGCAGUAACAGCUCAUGAGGUAAAGACUGAUUUCCUGUUUCUCAGGUUAGGAGAAAUUGAUUGCACUUUAAUUGCAGACUUCAUGCAUAUGGCAUGGCCUUUUCCUUCUGCCCUGGAACUCCUGAAGCUGCCCACCCAAAGCCCCUGAUUGUGCAAUAAUAGCUGUUGGUGCUAGUCUGUCACGUGGUUGGGGAUGACUGUUUUUUGUGCUGUGGUUUGAAGCUUCUGUCUCCUUCAGACUCUGACCUUCACCCAUUAUGGAGAGCCCUCUGCUGUUGUGUAAUUUUUUUAGGCCUUUAUGCAGCCUGUCCUCUGUUACAAUAAAUCUAGAAAUGGAGCGCA
Messenger RNA from Alligator sinensis (Chinese alligator), 3054 nucleotides. RefSeq names its product glutamic-oxaloacetic transaminase 2 (gene GOT2). Lineage: Eukaryota; Metazoa; Chordata; Crocodylia; Alligatoridae. Gene Ontology annotation, cellular component: mitochondrion. The transcript is spliced from 11 exons. The coding region runs from base 1 to 1383 and encodes 460 amino acids. Gene Ontology annotation, biological process: biosynthetic process; L-aspartate catabolic process. The record is from RefSeq and is a predicted model, not a curated record. Gene Ontology annotation, molecular function: L-aspartate:2-oxoglutarate transaminase activity; pyridoxal phosphate binding.